This is a messenger RNA of Rhea pennata, 1350 nucleotides long. It is a transcript of the gene TMEM218, whose product is annotated as transmembrane protein 218. The record is from RefSeq and is a predicted model, not a curated record. Bases 1 to 348 code for a protein of 115 amino acids. The transcript is spliced from 3 exons. NCBI's taxonomy places the organism in Eukaryota, Metazoa, Chordata, Aves, Rheiformes, Rheidae.
AUGGGCGGCCCGGUACUAGGAGUGGGGCCCGGCGUGCUGGCGCUGGCGGUGCUCUGGGCCGCGGCGCUGCUGCUCUGCCUCGCGCUGGCCCGCGCGCCCGGCCCGGCCCGGCUCGCCGUGGUGCUGGUGCCGCUGGGCGCCGCGCUGCUCAGCGCCGCGCUGCUGCUCUUCCCGCGGGAGGGCGAGCGCCCGGCGCCGCCCGGCGCCGCCCAGAUCGUGGACACCUUCUUCAUCGGCCGCUACGUCCUCCUUGCCAUCCUCAUUCUGGUCUUUCUCGGAAGCCUCUUCCUGAUCCUGGUUUACCACAUCGCCGAGCCGGUGUACGCCAAACCACUCCGUCCCAGCUAGCAGCAUUGCCAGGGAGCAGCUGCCACGCGCCGGCACGGGCACUGCGUCGCCAGGUGGCAUCCGAAGAGGUCUUCGCAUCGCUCUCCUGACACUCUGGGGAAUUCGUAGCCAUUUCCAGAAGCUGGAGUUGGGUGAGGCAGCGCGUGCGCGCUUGAGAUCAGGUAAUCAUUCAGAAAUGCUGGUGCCUCUCACAGAAUUGCGGCUGCGUCCUCGCAGAGAUGACCUUGCUGGUGCCACCCAUCAUGGAUUUGUACUGUUUAUUCGUAUGAGCGCUCCUGCAACAUCCUCAGUAGGAAUUUGCUUUCUUUUGUACCUCUAUUUUCAACAUAUACAUUCUGUAAAGAGAUGGGAAUCUGUCACAGGGAUGGAAGGAUAUCAGAUAGAGCCAAACAGCUGUAGAAUAGAAGUGGGAUGAGAAACUUUUCCAGCAUGAGAUUUCAGUAGUUCCAGGUGGCGACCAGCUGCGGAGAGCUACACAGAAUGGUCUUCUAAAUUUUUCUCUGUUUUUAGCUAAAAUGGGGAAAUGCCAAAGAUAAGAAGGGAACUGAAAUCAAAGAUCCAGCCAUGUCUGUUUGAACGCCUGGUGUUCGAAGUUUCAGUUGGUUUUCAUUGAUGUUCUCUCUGCUCCUUCCGACCUUUUAAUAAUUUUAAGCAACCGAGGGAUUUUUUUUCCCCCCUUUUGGUAGCAGAGUAAAUCCUCGAGAGGAGGAAAUGCCACAUUCAUGGCAAUAAAACAGGAAGGCAAACAGGAGCUUCUCCUAAAGCUGAAUGCUUCUGGUUUUCAGAGCUUAGAAAGAGCCAGUGAGGCAAGCAAAGUGUGGUGCUCUGCAUGCUGCCAAGGUCUUUUUAACCUCUCUUUUUCUGGGCACAGGAGAAAUAAAAUCCAUGGACUUCUUUGUACUACACUUGAUUUAAUGAGCUGUACUGAGCGGAUCCACAAGGAUUGGUUUGUUAUCCCUCCUUUUUCAUGUAAGCUUAAGACUAAUAAAGCUCGCUAAGAAA